Messenger RNA from Pimephales promelas (fathead minnow), 1043 nucleotides. It is a transcript of the gene churc1, whose product is annotated as churchill domain containing 1. Gene Ontology annotation, biological process: positive regulation of DNA-templated transcription; fibroblast growth factor receptor signaling pathway; multicellular organism development. Lineage: Eukaryota; Metazoa; Chordata; Actinopteri; Cypriniformes; Leuciscidae. The record is from RefSeq and is a predicted model, not a curated record. Gene Ontology annotation, molecular function: zinc ion binding.
AAUACACAGAAGAAGACGAACACGGAAGCGUCUCGGUGUUGUGAUCCUGCUUUGAUCUGUAUUAUUAGUUUUCUAAGCUGACUGAUCUGAAAUGUGUACUGGAUGUAUGCAGAAACAAUAUCCCGACAGAGGUAAUACCUGUCUCGAGAAUGGUUCGUAUCUCAUGAAUUUUCUCGGAUGCGCCAACUGUCACCAGCGGGACUUUGUACUGAUCAGUGACAGGACGGUCGUGAAUGAAGAUGAGGAAGAGAUUGUCACUUAUCUGCAUAUGUGCAAGAACUGUGAUCAUGUCAUAGCCAGACAUGAGUACACCUUCACUGUGGUGGAUGACUAUCAGGAAUACACAAUGUUGUGUAUGCUGUGUGGAAAAGCAGAGGAUUCCAUCAGUGUUCUGCCAGACGAUCCCAGACAAACAGCUCCUCUGUUCUAGAGUAUUUGCACGAUGGAGGGAGACUUGAAAUAUGCAAUGUAGACACAGUGUCACGAUUAAUCCAAUAGAAUAUAUUGCAGAAUGCAUCGUGUUCUUUGUUUCUACUGCUUCAAGAGUGGCUCAAGGUUCACAGUAUGGCUCUGACUCAUAAAGACAUGAGUUUGAGAGUCAUUUACAAAUAUUAAACCUAAUUAUGAGCCAUGGUUCCUUAUGCUUGUGUUCAUCAUGUUUGAUUUGCUCACUCUAUUAAAAGGAAAGUGUGUAUUGUUUCCCAUGUUAAAAUGCUUUCUUCCAUACCAUCUUAAGGCCAAUUCACACAGCAACGACAGACGGCAACAUACACUUCAUUGGGUUUUGCCGGAGCUUGUUGUUUCUGCGAUUGAACAUGCUGAAUUGGAAUAAUGUCGGAGAAGUGGCGUGCUGUAAUCUGGUGACUGGGGGUGCAUUGUGAAUUGGGCUUUCAUAUGCAGUGUUGUUCUGUCGCCAAUUAAAUGAGUAAAUGAUUUGCAAGAAAGGUUAGGUUUAAGUGGAUUUGCAAAUGACAGGAUUUUUGUUACUAUGCAUGCAACACUUACACUAGAACAUGACUGAUUUAGAGAUGAAAUGUUUUAAA